AUGAGCUACACCACCAAGGCUGAAGGUCAGGAGAGCACCCUCGAGUACAGGCUCUUCUUCGAGAAGGAUGGUCAGAGGGUCUCGCCCUUCCACGACAUCCCCCUCGCCGUCGAUGCGGAGAAGGGCAUCUUCAACAUGGUUGUUGAGAUCCCCAAGAACACCAGGGCCAAGCUUGAGAUCAGCAAGGAGGAGGCCUUCAACCCCAUCAAGCAGGACGUCAAGAACGGCAAGCUCCGCUUCGUCGAGUACGGUGAGGGCUACAUGUGGAACUAUGGUGCCUUCCCUCAGACCUGGGAGGACCCCUCGCACAAGCACCCCGACACUGAUGCCUUCGGCGACAAGGACCCGCUCGACGUCUGCGAGAUCGGCAGCGCCGUUGCCAAGACUGGUGACGUCAAGCAGGUCAAGGUGCUCGGCGCCAUGGCUCUCAUCGACGAGGGUGAGACUGAUUGGAAGAUCAUCGCCAUCGACGUGAACGAUCCCCUCGCCGAGAAGCUCAACGACAUCGACGAUGUAGAGAAGGAGAUGCCGGGCUACCUCCACGAGACCUACGUGUGGUUCAGGGACUACAAGGGCGCCAACGGCAACAAGUUCGCCUUUGAGGGCAAGGCCAAGCCCAGGGACUAUGCCCUCAAGAUCAUUGAGGAGAACAGCGCCUUCUGGAAGAGGCUCGUUGCGGGCGAGGCUGAGCCCAAGGGCAUCUCCCUCGAGCGUGCCAGCCAGUAA
This is a messenger RNA of Acanthamoeba castellanii str. Neff, 726 nucleotides long. RefSeq names its product inorganic diphosphatase. The record is from RefSeq and is a predicted model, not a curated record. NCBI's taxonomy places the organism in Eukaryota, Discosea, Longamoebia, Acanthamoebidae. Bases 1 to 726 code for a protein of 241 amino acids. The transcript is spliced from 8 exons. Gene Ontology annotation, biological process: phosphate-containing compound metabolic process. Gene Ontology annotation, cellular component: cytoplasm. Gene Ontology annotation, molecular function: inorganic diphosphate phosphatase activity; magnesium ion binding.